GACGCAUCCGACCGCUCCGAUGCGAGCAAAAGCCCCGCUUUCACCUCCACCCUGAGUGACCAUCCGCAGUGAACAUCUAGAGGAGCGUCAGGCGAUGGAUGGAGCCGUGGAGCUCUGGAGUGUCUGUGUGUUUAUAUCUGAGCAGAUGUUUGCUGAUGUUCAUCAAAGUGCCUGUAUUGUGUCUUCAUCAACACAACUUCACGAAGAAUAAGAAACGCUCUGCUGCAGCCGGAUCACAGCAUCCAGACUGGACUGAACCGGAGCGGGCUGCAGUGUUGAGCUGAACACAUGGGAAUACUGAUUCCUGCUACAGUGCAAGAUGAGGAUGCUUUGAUGAAAAUGAGACGUCACAGGGUUUUCUUGAUUUGCACGGUGGGACUGUGUGUCAUUUCCUUCCUGCAUUACUACAAGGCUCUCCACUACGUGUCCCUGCUGAGGGAGUUGUCUGCACCUUACCCUAACAUCAAAUCCUUCAUCAUGGUCACUGGUUUCUUCUGGAAGGAGGGCACCACCCCGCUGUCCAGUGCGUCUCCGGAGGAAGGGCCUCCACUGGUCCACAGGCUGUCAGACAGCAAGCCCCGGGCCGGAGGAGGCCUGGAGCUCGACACCGGACAAGAACCUGAAGCACCACAGCCGUGGAAGAGACCUGAAGAUCCGCAGCGCUGGAGCUCGGGGACGACAGAGGUCCACAAGGGAGGUUUGAUCGCCUGGCAGCCCAGCAGCCCGACCAACCAGAGGCCCGACCCGCAGAGAGACGCUGCGGUCAGAGUUGCGGUGAACAAGCUUCAGCCGCGUCACGCCUCGACUCCAGACCCGCUGGAAACCCUGGGCGACCUGCACCGCCGCACCCACGUCCUCCAGAAUGACCGCACCCCUUAUUUCGUCCGCACCAAAGCAGGCGCUCUGUGCUUCCGUCAGGGCACGGAGGUGGCUCCGCCUAAAGACGAGACGUUGAAAGCGAGACCCAGCGUAGCUGGAAUCGGUCAGCGGAGAAUAUUGCAGAAGCCUGACGAGUCACACACUUCAGCAAAAUCAGUGGAGGAGUCCGGAGCCGCUCGAGGGAAGCCCAAGCGUGGCAAGCGGCUGGUGAAGUGCGUUUGUCGGCCGGGAUGGCACGGUCCUUACUGCGGAGUGCCCACUAUGGUGUACCACUCCAAUCUGCCCACGAAAGAGAGACUGACCCCCCGCGAGAUGCCUCGACGCGUCAUAAACGCCAUCAACGUGAACCACGAGUUUGACUUGUUGCACGUGCGCUUCCGCGAGCUCAUCCGGGCCGUGGAUCUCUUCCUUGUGUGCGAGUCCAACUUCACGGCGUACGGAGAGAGGCGUCCGCUGAGGUUCCUGCAUCUGCUGCUCAACGGAACGUACAAUUACGUGCGCCACAAGAUCCUCUAUGUCUUCCUGGACCAUUUCCCAGAGGGUGGCCGACAGGACGGAUGGAUCGCCGAUGACUACCUGCGCACGUUCCUGACUCGCGACGGCAUGGCGCGGAUCGCAGGCUUGCGGCCCGAUGAUGUUUUUCUAAUCAACGAUGCAGACGAAAUUCCAGCUCAGGAAGGAGUCCUUUUCCUUAAGCUUUUCGAUGGCUGGACGGAGCCUUUUGCCAUCCACAUGCGGAAGUCCCUGUACGGAUUUUUCUGGAAGCAGCUGGGCUCCCUCGAAGUGGUGUCCGGAUGCACCACCGGGAUGCUGAGGGACGUCUAUGACAAUGAUGGGAUUCGGCUCCGGCGGCGGGAGUACUACACCAUGCCGGGAUUCCGGAAGUACGAGAAUGACACCGGCCACAUCUUGGUGCAGUGGUCGAUUGGAAGUCCGUUCCAUUUCGCAGGCUGGCACUGCUCCUGGUGUUUCACGCCAGAGGGAAUUCACUUCAAACUCAUUUCGGCCCAGAAUGGGGACUUUCCUCGCUGGGGCGACUACGAGGACAAACGUGAUCUCAACUACAUAAGGGAGCUGAUCCGAACGGGGGGCUGGUUUGACGGCUCUGUGCAGGAGUACCCGCCCUCAGACCCUAAGGAGCACAUGUACGCCCCCAAAUACAUGUUGGAUAAUUACGAUCACUACCACUACUUGUUGGAGAACCCUUAUGCCAAGCAGUCCAAACCAGGAGGCGCGUAGAGCAGAAUGAGGGCCAAAUGUUUGUAAAGAUGGUUUGAUUGAAGACAGUAAGGAAUGGGAACAGAGAGGGAGAGAAGAGACAGCCGUCCUGUUCCUCUUUUUCCUCACUCUCAUUGGUCCCAGUAUCCAACACCGUCCAAUAGCUGAAGUCUUCAUGUGAACACAGGCCUUGCAGAGACCCAACAGAAAUC
Messenger RNA from Sinocyclocheilus anshuiensis, 2309 nucleotides. RefSeq names its product beta-1,4-mannosyl-glycoprotein 4-beta-N-acetylglucosaminyltransferase. NCBI's taxonomy places the organism in Eukaryota, Metazoa, Chordata, Actinopteri, Cypriniformes, Cyprinidae. The record is from RefSeq and is a predicted model, not a curated record. Gene Ontology annotation, biological process: N-acetylglucosamine metabolic process. The transcript is spliced from 4 exons. The coding region runs from base 289 to 2118 and encodes 609 amino acids. Gene Ontology annotation, molecular function: beta-1,4-mannosylglycoprotein 4-beta-N-acetylglucosaminyltransferase activity. Gene Ontology annotation, cellular component: membrane.